Molecule: messenger RNA, 1660 nt
Organism: Physcomitrium patens
Lineage: Eukaryota; Viridiplantae; Streptophyta; Bryopsida; Funariales; Funariaceae
Biological process (GO): Golgi organization
Source: RefSeq, a predicted model, not a curated record
CCAGGUCUCCGUAUCGCUUGCAUCACAAUCAGGAAGGUGAAAUCGGAGAUGUGUGGGACGACAGAUCGUGUUACGAGGCCAAUCGUGUUGCGAUGGUUUGUAAGUUGAACUCUGUUGGUAUUGCAGGAAUUGAUGUCGGCCAUUCAAUGACGUGUUGGAUUUUGUGGGAGGUUUUGUGACGAGGUUGUAAAGGGAGAAAGUAGGGCUAGGAUCGGUAAGCGGGGAGGCGGGGCAGGAAGUUGGAGGAGCGAUGGCGGGGCUUCUGGCAUGGGCCGCGGAUGUGGUGGUAGGGAAUGGGAGCGAAUCGGCCGAUCGCACUCUUCAUUUCACGCCGCAGCAACGGCAAGCGGUCAGUGCGCUCGACGCUCGGGCCGCAGCUUUGCAGCACAGCCUGCAAUUGCUGCGUCAGCGCAUGCCGCCCUCUAACAUCGCGCAGCGAUUGCCUCAUCUGCAUGCGGAUUCACUUGCUUCGCAUUCCGCAUUGGCCCUCGAGAAGCAUGCCCACUCUGCUACGCUCAAUCAGUUGCAAGCUCGAGAGGCAUCCUUACAGGCUGAAAAUGAAAACUAUGCGAAAGCAUUAGCGGCCAGGCAGCAGCAUGCCCGUGAAAAGGCUCAAGAAACUUUACAGUUGGCGGCCACUCUUGAGGAAAUAGAGGCUACUGAAGUGAAGUUAAGAGCAGAUCUGGAGCGAUUACAAAAGGCCGUUGCACUGAGAGAUGGUCUUGCUUCCUCAGCAGUCUCAACUGAUAAGAAGGGACUACAAGAUGAUAGCAAACGCUCUGAUUUUUCAGCCAUACAAGAUGUGUCUACACUUGAAGAACAGGAGUUGCAAUCAAUCAAAUUAGAGCUGGCUAGGUGGGAAGGUAAAGUAAUCAGGCUCGAGAAGGAAUGGGAAGCUCUGCAACACAACACAUCAAGAACGCCCUCUCCAGCUCAACGCGAGAAGGAGCUUGAGCGCCGGUUAAGGACCCUGACUGAGCAGCUGGUAACCAAGCAGGCCCAAGCAGAGUCACUUGCGAAUGAAAGAAAUGCACUGGAACUCCGCCUCGUGCAAGCCAAUGAAGCACGUCAGAAUUUACUCUCUGGCAACGGGGACCUUGACUUUAAGAGGAAUAAGAUAGGCCGGUCAUCAUCAGGAUUGUCGUCGCAAACUGCUACGUUGGCGUUAGAGAUUGCUUCACAGCGGUCAGCAGUGAUCCGUCAGAGGGGUGCAAAGGUCACGGAAAAUGUAGCUCGAGUUGCCAGAACUGUGGAUGCUUUCAGCAUGCAUGCUGGGAGUCAGUUGAGGAGAAGCAUGCUCAUGCGCACCUUAACGGUUUGUUAUGUACUCGGUCUUCAUGUUGUUGUGCUUCUGAUUCUUUCAUCUGUGGGUCUGGGACGCCUUCAUUAGCUCUAAACCCCCAUUUACUCGUAGGAACCCAUCGUGUCUUUUACUCAGAAACCGCAGUAGAUACAUGGCUAUGCUGUAAUUAUUUGUUUUAUCACAACCUUUUUGGAAUGGACAAUGAUUUCAUGUUCAGGAAAUGUUCGAUAUUGCAUUGGACCUCCAGUGUAGUCGAAUGAAGGUAUCAAACAUACAAUGAGCAAACUAUAUAUCGAAUGGGCAUUUGUAUUGGGGAAAUUCUUAUCUUUUGUUUAUAAAGUGCCUCUUUUAAUGCAA